Messenger RNA from Poecilia latipinna (sailfin molly), 2858 nucleotides. RefSeq names its product GDP-Man:Man(3)GlcNAc(2)-PP-Dol alpha-1,2-mannosyltransferase-like. NCBI's taxonomy places the organism in Eukaryota, Metazoa, Chordata, Actinopteri, Cyprinodontiformes, Poeciliidae. Gene Ontology annotation, biological process: protein N-linked glycosylation; dolichol-linked oligosaccharide biosynthetic process. Gene Ontology annotation, molecular function: GDP-Man:Man(3)GlcNAc(2)-PP-Dol alpha-1,2-mannosyltransferase activity. The coding region runs from base 105 to 1682 and encodes 525 amino acids. The record is from RefSeq and is a predicted model, not a curated record. Gene Ontology annotation, cellular component: endoplasmic reticulum membrane. The transcript is spliced from 6 exons.
ACAUGUUGAUGACGUGCAGGUAAACAAAACGCUGAGCCAAUCAGAGAGCGGAGGCUGGGUCAGCUGACAGGUUGUGGCGUCACGUCAGAAGCUGUGUUGACAAAAUGGCAGGACACGAACAUCACCACCACCACCACUUCUCUCUGUGCUUCUGCGACUUGAUGAGGUUGCUGUGGUCCCUGGUGAUGCCCUGCGUCUACCUCAGCCUGGCCCUGACCCUGCUGCUGCUCCUGGUUCUGCUGGGGCUCCGCGUCUGGUUGCAGGGUCGCCGCAAGACCCGCCGCGCUCAGGACGGCGGCCCGGCUGUGGCUUUCUUCCACCCGUACUGCAACGCAGGAGGAGGCGGGGAGCGGGUGCUCUGGUGCUCCCUGAGGGCCCUCAUGAACCGAUACCCCAAUGUCUCCUUUGUGGUGUACACGGGGGAUAAGGGAGUGACUGGUGAGCAGGUCCUGGAGGGGGCGCGGCAGCGUUUCAACAUAACUCUACCCCGACCCGUCACCUUCAUCUUCCUGCGUCACCGCGGCCUGGUGGAGGCCGCUUCGUACCCUCACUUCACCCUGCUGGGACAGAGCCUGGGCUCCAUGUUCCUCGGGUGGGAAGCUCUCACAGCUUUUGUUCCUGACCUGUACGUCGACUCCAUGGGCUACGCCUUCACGCUUCCAAUCUUCCGCUACUUGGGAAGCUGCAAGGUGGCGAGCUACGUCCACUAUCCCACCGUGAGCACGGACAUGUUGACUGUGGUCAGAGAGAGGAACCCCAGGUUCAACAACGCGGACUUCAUCUCCAGAAACCCGGUCCUGAGCGCCGUGAAGGUGCUGUACUACUGCCUCUUUGCUCUGCUCUAUGGCCUGGCCGGCUCCUGCAGCGACGUCGUCAUGGUGAACUCCACCUGGACGCUGGGGCACAUCCUGGCCCUGUGGCGCUGCCCUGGCCGCACCAGCGUGGUGUACCCGCCGUGCGACGUCAGGGCCUUCCUGGACGUCCCGCUGGAGGGGGAGGAGGACGAAGACGAGCUGGAGGAGGACUGGGAGGAGCUGGGGGGCGAAGAGGACGGGAGAGGAAGAGCGGGAGGAGACACGAAGUGCCAGUCCAUUGUGUCCGUGGGUCAGUUCAGGCCGGAGAAGGACCACCUGCUGCAAAUCAGAGCGUUUGCCAAGCUGCUGGACAGGAAGGGGGACGGGCCCGGGGGCCGGGAGGCGCUGCGGCUGGUGCUGAUUGGCGGCUGCAGGAACCAGGAAGACGAGGACCGGGUGCUGAUGCUGCGGGGCCUCUGUCAGGAGCUCGGCGUCUCCGACCGCGUCGACUUCAAGCUCAACGUUCCCUUCGACGAGCUGAAGAGGGAGCUGGUGAGCGCCACCAUCGGCCUGCACACCAUGUGGAACGAACACUUCGGCAUCGGAGUGGUGGAGUGCAUGGCCGCGGGAACCAUCGUCCUCGCCCACAAGUCAGGCGGCCCGAAGCUGGACAUCGUGGUGCCGCACGAGGGCAGGCAGACGGGCUUCCUGGCGGACAGCGAGGACAGCUACGCCGCGGCCAUGGAAAUCAUCCUGGCACUGACGCCUUCGGCUAGGCUGGAGAUAAAACGCGCAGCGCGGGAAUCUGUGGGUCGGUUCUCAGACCAGGAGUUCGAAGCUUGUUUCCUCGCCGCCACGGAGGCUCUGAUGAGUCAGCUGGUGCGGUGAGGACGAGCGAAGGAGACCUGGUGUCCAACUGGGACUAGAGACGGCCGUCUGAGCAGAAAGCUAGCAGGCUGGAAUCCGAAAACAGAAGAAGCAGCUCAGGAAGAAUGCACCUGUCCUGAGGUGUAACUCAGGAGAGGUGCAUUCUUCUUCUCAGUGAUAUUAGUGUAAGUUACACUAAUAUCACUGGGCAGUGAUCUAAUUCCGUUUAAAACAAGCUAAGCUAACAGUUAAAGCGCAACACAGCGCCUCAUUAUUAGCUUACUUACCAGGAAAUAAGACAUUUCUACAUUAGUCAAAUUUCUCUGCUUGCUCUCCAGAUUUUCAACCAGAUAAAAAUCUCCGCUCUGUACAGACUGAGGAGAAAAAACCUAAACAUUCCCAGCGACUGUUACUGAUAUGUAAAAAUGCCUUUGGGUCGUAUGAAUGACGCCGUGUUCCAGGCUAAAGAGGUCCGUAUGUGGAUGUGUGUUUCCUGAACUGAUUGAACGAUAAUCCAGGUUGUAGUUGAAACUGAUAAAUGUUUAUGGUCAGAUUUAAAGAGGAUCAUCUUGAUAUUUGACUCAGAGAUGAAUGAAAGUUUUUGCGGUCGUUUGAUUUGUCAAUCAUCUGGUUCUCACACGUCCUGACUUCAGGAUGUGGGUCAAUCAGACUUGGUUUAUGCAACGAGGCGUUUAGUUUCCCCUUUGCUUCCAGUGUUUCUGUUUUUACUAAGCUGGACUUGGAUUAGACUCACUGUCAACUAAUCUGGGGAGAAUUAUAGGAACUGCAAAACGGAGAUUUUCCUGAGUUUCGUUCUGGGUUAUACUGUCAGUACCGACAUGAUUUUGAAGAGAAUUAUUUUUUCUGACUUCUAAAGAAAUUAAAUGGGUUAUUUAAAUAUGAUUUUUCUGUCAUUAGAGGUUAAGAGGCUUUCUCUUUUUGCUGCUUCAUGUAAUCUCUAUAGUUAUAUUUAAUAUGAAGGUUUAUCUGAGGUGACGGCCAAAUCUACCAUGUCUGAAUGUUGUUGCUCUCCUCGCAUUCCUGUUUUUGAUGGGCAUGAUAAUAUAAUAAAAGGUAUAUUACAAACCCUCGUUUUAAAGAGGCAUUGAUGCUGUUUAAGUCUGUGUAUAGAGGAUGCUUAGAUUUCUGGAGAAACUUGCACUUGAAUAAUACACAAUAAAAGCAAAAGAAAAGUAA